Messenger RNA from Fusarium subglutinans, 1158 nucleotides. RefSeq names its product U1 small nuclear ribonucleoprotein. The record is from RefSeq and is a predicted model, not a curated record. Gene Ontology annotation, biological process: mRNA splicing, via spliceosome. The transcript is spliced from 4 exons. Gene Ontology annotation, cellular component: precatalytic spliceosome; U1 snRNP; U2-type prespliceosome. Gene Ontology annotation, molecular function: U1 snRNA binding; mRNA binding. Lineage: Eukaryota; Fungi; Ascomycota; Sordariomycetes; Hypocreales; Nectriaceae. Bases 1 to 1158 code for a protein of 385 amino acids.
AUGACCGACAAACUUCCCCCUAACCUGCUCGCGCUCUUCGCAGCGCGACCACCUCUGCGAUACAUCGAUCCGCCCGACCAUGCGCCUCAGCAUCGCAGGACAGCACCCAUCACCGGUGUUGCACAGUUUCUCCCCGAGCUUCAGAAGUACAAGGAGACUGAUGUUUAUAACCCCACUGAGAGUUGGCUGGAAGCCCGCGAUCGCAAGAAGCGAGAGAAGAGGGAGAAACUGGAGACGGUCCUCAGAGAAGCGCCUGAUCAUCAUAAGCCAAACGAAGACCCCAAUGUUCGUGGCGAUGCGUUCAAGACUUUGAUGGUCGCACGUCUUAGUUACGACGCUGAUGAAAGGGAUCUCGAGAAGGAAUUUGGCCGCUACGGUCCUAUCGAGCGUAUUCGUAUUGUUGUCGAUACUCACGCUCAUGAGAAGCCAAACAAGAAGAAGAAGCCCCAUCGCGGCUAUGCUUUCGUCGUAUUCGAACGAGAGAAAGAUAUGCGAGAUGCCUGUGAUGGUAUGCGCAUCAAGGAUCGACGUAUCAAGGUAGACGUUGAACGCGGCAGAACUGUCAAAGGCUGGAAACCUCGCCGACUCGGCGGUGGCCUCGGAGGACGAGGCUAUACCAGAGCUAUGGCUGCUCGCCCCAUGGGUCCCGGUGGCUUUAGCGGCGGUGGCGGUUUCCGUGGUGGUUUCAAGGGUUUCGACGGAGGACGCGGCCGUGGAGGUUUUAGAGGAGGGUUCGGCGGCCGUGGAGGAGGAUUCCGAAGCGGCGACAGGGGAGGCGAUCGAGGUGGUUAUAGCGCACCUAGUGAUGCCCCGUCCGGCCCUGGAUUCGACCGCAGAAACGGCGGCGGCGGCUUUGGUGACCGGGACCGUGGCGACCGAAGGGGUGGUGACCGAGGCCCCGGUGGGUAUGAUUCUCGUGGCGGCGGUCGCUCAUUUGACGACAGACACGGCGGCGGCCAUCGUGACGGUGGCCGAUACGGCGGAGAACGCGAGAACCGACGCACCGGUAGCAACAUGGAACCCAUCGGAGGCCGACGAGAAGGUGGGUAUCGCGAACAACGGGACCGAGACUAUGACAGACCCCGUGAUGACGAUAGUGGUCGAAAGCGUGGCUAUGACGGCGGCUAUGAGGAUCCUCGAAAGCUUCGUCGUUAUUAA